Messenger RNA from Gasterosteus aculeatus aculeatus (three-spined stickleback), 1502 nucleotides. RefSeq names its product winged helix repair factor 1 (gene whr1). The record is from RefSeq and is a predicted model, not a curated record. Lineage: Eukaryota; Metazoa; Chordata; Actinopteri; Perciformes; Gasterosteidae. Gene Ontology annotation, biological process: positive regulation of Ras protein signal transduction.
AAUCAGCGCGAUGGAAGCCGCGACACUUCCGGGCAAAACACAAAAAAGAGUUUUUAAACUCUCCGCUGGAGCUGUGGCAAUAAAUGUGUCCAAAGCGAUGUGAAUACACACAUUGAUUGCUAUAAGUAGCAAUUAGGUAUGAACAGGAAACGGGCUUUGAUUUCAGACACUUUCAAGGUGAAGAAAAGAAGAAAUGGGACACAGAAGUUCGGAGCAGUCAGCGAUGGAGACGGGCCGACUGACAUCCGAUCCACCCUCGAGUAUCUUGCGACGCUGUUCCCCAGGAAGCUCUUCAACGACAGCUUGCCUCAAAUUGUCCUCAAGCACCAACUCUACAGCAUACACGACGACAAGACGCUGGUGGACAAGGAGCUGAACAAACUGCGAGAACAAGGAGAGCUGCUGAUGUUUCAGCUCGGCUUCGACGCGGACGCUUUCGGGCUGGUGUUUGCCGCCGAUUACAAGUCCAAAGUGCUGGCGGGGGAGGACGGCCGGGCUACGCGGGCCACCGUGGAGAGGUUCUUGGCGAAAUUGCUGUCUCCUUGCACAGAACUGAGCUUCAGCAAAGACAAGAUGCUCAAGGAGUUUCUCUUCACGGACUCCGAGAUCACGCAGCUGGUGAAGUCGGGGGUCCUGACUGUGAGGGACGCAGGCAGCUGGUGGCUCUCCAUUCCCAACUCUGGCAAAUUCACCAAGUACUUCAUACAAGGUCGGAAAGCCGUGCUGGGCAUGGUGAAGAAGUCCAAAUACAGCGAGGUCCUAAAGGCGGAGCUAGAGGAGCGGCGAACAACCUCGCAUGUGAAAUUCCACAUGAAGUACCACAUCCAUGACAUCGUGGGCGCAGAGCUGGUAGAAAGCAUACCUACAACUUCAGGGACAUUGUUGCGAUUUGUUGACUCCUGAAUCUCUGCAGCAAGACGGAAAAUCGGUGCUUGGUCAAAGCCUGAGAGAUUUAAAAAGUUUUUGGAAAAGGUUUUAUUAAGUAUUAUGACUGAUGGUAAAUUAAUUGAGAUUUCUGUUCAAUUGUUGGACAAAUGCCUUAUUAAAAGAAACCUUGUGGGUUUAUGAAUAGUCUUAUGAUCACAUGACCGUGUCAGGUUUUGAUUUAAAAUAAAAAUGCUUUCUUUAUCUCAUGCAAUAUAAUUAAUUUGCACACAAUACAAGCAUUUUGAUCCAAAUCCACUUUAUUGCCCCCGACUUUAAUACGACUGCUCCUUGAUGUUUGAACUUUGAGCCUCUUUACUUUCAACGACCAGCCCGAUCAAAGCCUCACAACUGACGAGAAGGCAGAUUGUUGGAGUUUAUUUUUUUUAAUAACUGGCCACUUUACAUUUAGUAAGAUUACCAUGUUUAACAGGUAUUACUUGCACUUUUUCUUUGAGGCAGUGCUGCACACGACUGCAUUUAUAUUAAUGUUUUGAUAUUCUUCCAUCUUCAUUUGUAAAUUGGGCAGAACAGUAACUGUUCCAUGUGGACUCUAACAUUAAAUGCUGUUAAAUUCC